This is a messenger RNA of Dromaius novaehollandiae (emu), 11448 nucleotides long. It is a transcript of the gene GABRG1, whose product is annotated as gamma-aminobutyric acid type A receptor subunit gamma1. Gene Ontology annotation, cellular component: neuron projection; plasma membrane; dendrite membrane. Lineage: Eukaryota; Metazoa; Chordata; Aves; Casuariiformes; Dromaiidae. The coding region runs from base 81 to 1475 and encodes 464 amino acids. The record is from RefSeq and is a predicted model, not a curated record. Gene Ontology annotation, biological process: gamma-aminobutyric acid signaling pathway; signal transduction; chloride transmembrane transport. The transcript is spliced from 9 exons. Gene Ontology annotation, molecular function: inhibitory extracellular ligand-gated monoatomic ion channel activity; GABA-A receptor activity; benzodiazepine receptor activity.
GGGGACGGUGGGGUUGGCAGGGUCUCUAAUACCCAGCUUCGCCGGAGGAAACUCGGGGGAGAGAGCGCCGCUUCCCCGCCAUGGACCCGUGGGGGGGCCCCGCGCCCCUGUGGGGCCGCCGCCGCGGGGCCCGGCUGCUGCUGCUGCUGCUGACCGUGCGCCUGGGCAGCGGAGCUGAUAAAGCAGACGAUGAAGAUGAUGAAGAUCUAACUGUGAAUAAAACAUGGGUCCUUGCACCAAAGAUUCAUGGUGGGGAUGUGACUCACAUACUGGACUCAUUACUUCAAGGAUAUGACAAUAAGCUUCGCCCAGAUAUUGGGGUGAGAACUACGGUAAUUGAAACAGAUGUCUAUGUUAACAGCAUUGGCCCGGUUGACCCAAUCAAUAUGGAAUACACCAUAGAUAUAAUUUUUGCCCAGACUUGGUAUGACAGUCGUCUAAAAUUUAACAGCUCAAUGAAAGUGCUUAUGCUUAAUAGCAAUAUGGUUGGAAAAAUUUGGAUUCCAGACACCUUCUUCCGGAACUCAAGAAAAUCUGAUGCUCACUGGAUUACAACUCCAAAUCGUUUGCUUCGGAUCUGGAGUGAUGGACGGGUAUUAUACACUUUGAGGCUGACAAUUAAUGCUGAAUGUUAUCUUCAGCUUCAUAACUUUCCCAUGGAUGAACAUUCCUGUCCACUGGAGUUUUCAAGCUAUGGAUAUCCUAGAAAUGAAAUUGAAUACAAAUGGAAGAAAACCUCUGUUGAAGUAGCAGAUCCAAAAUACUGGAGAUUAUAUCAGUUUGCGUUUGUUGGCUUACGAAACACAACUGAAAUUUCUCAUACCCUGUCUGGUGAUUACAUUAUUAUGACAAUCUUCUUUGAUCUGAGCAGACGUAUGGGAUAUUUUACUAUCCAGACAUACAUUCCUUGUAUACUGACAGUUGUUCUUUCAUGGGUGUCAUUUUGGAUCAAUAAAGAUGCGGUUCCUGCAAGGACAUCUCUGGGUAUUACGACAGUGUUGACCAUGACGACGCUGAGUACAAUUGCUAGGAAGUCGCUCCCAAAGGUUUCUUAUGUGACAGCAAUGGACCUCUUUGUUUCAGUUUGCUUCAUUUUUGUGUUUGCUGCCUUGAUGGAAUAUGGCACUUUGCAUUACUUUACCAGCAACAGAAAAGGGGACAAAGGAAAAGAGAAGAAGGCAAAAUCCAAGCCAUCAAAACCACCUGCAAUUGCUGUUCGACCCGGAUCAACACUAAUUCCAAUUAAUAACAUUAAUCAUCUACCUGAACGUGAUGAUGAUUAUGGAUAUGAGUGCCUAGAAGGGAAAGACUGUGCUAGCUUCUUCUGUUGUUUUGAAGACUGCCGCACAGGAUCUUGGAGAGAAGGAAGGAUACACAUCCGUAUUGCAAAAAUUGACUCCUAUUCUCGAAUCUUCUUUCCAACUGCCUUUGCAUUGUUCAAUCUUGUUUAUUGGAUUGGCUAUCUUUAUCUAUAAAUUUCAGAGGUUUGACAAACUCAGAAAAAGGCUAACUCAUCAUCGAUUCUUACAACUUAUUGAACAGUCAACGAUAGAGCUGGUCCCAAGUCACUAAAAUUGUCUGGAUGCAUUAAAAAUUUGAAACAAAGGGGGGAAAUAUGGUGAUCCCUCUUGUUAUCAAUUAUAGAACUGAUCUUUUUAGUUUUGAAGAGAAAAUUUUAAAAUAAAUGCCUGUAAGAUUCAACUUAUCUGAACAGACACCCAUUUUCGUCCAGUUCUAACAAAAUGCAGAGACAAGAGGCUACAUUUUUGAAAUGGACAGUUCCACAUAACCUUUCAAUUUUAUUCCUAAAUGAUAAAGCAGAUAAAUUUUGUAGCAUCUCUUACACCUUAACAAAGAAAGCCUUAGUAAAAUGGGAUUAGUUAUUCUCAUCCGUUUCUUCUAUAAGGUGACGAUUUUUAUGAAUUCCUGAUAUUAAAAAGUCAAAAUGAAAUGUUUCUAUUUUUCAGCUAGCCAUUUGUCCUCUGCAGUAUGUUAAAGCGUGAUUAAGUCACAGUUAAUCCCAUUCAGAUUUAUACAAAGUCAUGAGAUGAGAGCAGCAAGAAAUGGGUAUAUCACAAAAACACACGGGCAAUUCUGAGCUUGUCUUAUCCUGACCAUUUAUGUAGGCUUUUGGCUUUCAGCCUUAGAUUACAUUUAUGUCUGUGCGCCAUCUGCAAUUACUUCACUGUUGUGAGUUCACCAAAGUUCUCCAAUAGGGCUACAACCUUCCAAGCUCCUAACUAGCUGCUGUGGCCUGGCACAGCUCUGCUAAUUUCAUGGAAACCAGACUGAUGUUGGCUAACUGAGGUUGAGCACAAUGCUUUUUCACCUCCUCCCCGUUCUCCUCUCCUUAGUCUGAUUCAUACUCAGGGUCAUAGAAAACAUUUUGUUCAGUAGAAUUUGUGUCACUGGAGUUUGGAAAAACUCUGACAAUGUUAUAAUCAUUAUAUUCAAACCCAGCAGGUUGGAUCUCCAACCUUCAGGGUAAAAAGUGUAUGGCCUGCUCCGCUUUGCAUACAGUAUGAUUUUUGCAGAUUCUGCUUGUUUCUGCGUAUGCCACUUAGCCAAAUCCAAGUGGUAUGAAUUUACUGAACCUGUGUUAUGGAUUGAUUUGUAAUAAUUCCUUCAUAUUUGUUUGUUUUUAAUAGCAAAUCCCUGUUACAGAGGAAAAAAAAUCAUUAUGUAUUGCAGAUCAUUAUCCAAAAUGGGAUGUAGUCCCAAAAAUCCAUAGGACCAGUUCUCCAGCCUCUGUAUAGUCAGAGCUUCUGUUCAUUUUGGUAGCUAUUCUUCAGUAGUAGUCUUUCUCGAUUGACUUCUCUAUGUGUUGACUGUUGCUGGCUGGCAGUAUUUAGUAUCUCAUUUCUAUUUUUAAAUCCAUUGUCUUCAUUAUGGGAAAGUGCAGUCACUCCUCCUUUCUCAGAAAGAAACUGGUCUCAAGUGAGCUUGCAAAAAUCACUGUAAAAUUAAGAUAUGCAUUAAGUAAAAGUCAGAACUACAGAGAAGACCUUACAGAUCUUUAAAGGGGAUUAAUGGGAUUAGCAUUUGGCUCUAGGUGAGGAUGCUCAGUACUGGAGAUAAAGACAUGAUUAAUGGCUAAUAACAGAAAAUGAUAUGUGAAAGACCCUUCCCUCCUGCAGUGUUUCUGCUGCAUGUACUCUCUCCUCUGAAUUUGUCUCAGAAAAGAUUAAUGUAUCUUCAUAUGCUAGUUGGUACCAGACACAAUUAGAUUUGAUAUGCAAUACAAAUUUCAGGUGAAUUUCUACUACAGCAUUCAGCCCCACAGUUUAAUAAAGUAUGCAAGACUAUAUGCAGUGAUUCUGGAAGACAGUGUGAUGAAGAAGAUCCCAUUUUAAUGCAAACUUUAUUUCAGUAUUUAGCUGAUAAAAUAUGAAAGUGGUCGAGAGAAUUUGAAAAUCUGCUGUUGAGGCUGGCAGACGGUAUCUGUUGUGUGACCUUUCUGAGCUACAACUUCUGAUUGUUAGACUGAGGGUAAAAGGAAGGCAUCCCUAACAGCACUGCUGUACUAUACUUUAUUGUUUCUUUAGAGUCUCAUUUUCAGAAAAUAUUCCGUACCAUAGAAAUGUGUCAGUUUUAAUUCCAUAGUGUAGUUCGAUGCUUUUUGACAGCGCACUAAACACAUUUCUCAGUAGGAGGCAUGAAAGUGUCUUCAGUAGUAUGUUGGGUGUGUUUUUGAAGAGCAAGUCUACUUGCUCUAUGAUGCAAGGCCCAAUUGUAUGAGCUCCUGAGCUUCAUUAGCUCACCUUUAAGCAAAUGGAACUUGAAAGAACUUGGCACUUCACAAGGGGAAACACAGAUUUCACAGCCUGCUCUCCUCUGGCACAUCUAGUUAGCCUUUUCUAUUCAUUUGGUUGUCAGCUGCCAAUCAGCCUCCAGUGACUGAACUGAAGAACAGAAAACAUCCUGAAUUGGCAAGGGAUGGAUAAGAAGUCUUUCAUCUCUGAUUUCUAUGAAACAAUGUAAUGGAAUAUUAAAGCUAUUGAAUUUUAUGGCUCUUUGGCUUACGAAUAUGCUUGCUUCUGUCUGUUGACAAACUUUUCUGUGUAUGUCAUUUGUUUUUGAUGGAAUCAUUUCAGUUUCCCAUAGUACUGUAAGUGCAAAUACAAAUGAGAAUGCAGCAAACUGUAACUUGGCAUGUAAUAAAUGUAUUAUUUUAGCCCUAUGUGUUUUCUUCCUAAUCUGCAUGUAGACACUUGAUUCCAAGAAAUCUUAGUGAUAUUCAUGGGAAAAAAAAAAAAAAAAAAGGCAAGAAACAGAUACUCUGGUUACCUAGGCUUAAAUGCUGCAAUUAUUUUUCAAAUGUAUGUUGAUAGAAGAUUUCAUUUACUGAUAGCUGGGAUCACGGUAUUUGGAGUCAUAUUAUUCUGGCCAUUAGUGCUUAAGCACAUGCUUAAACCUAUUCCUAAUCAGUACUGUAAUUAGGCCAGAAUUCAGGAAAGCAUGUGCUUAUGUACUGUCAUAAAGAGUGAUGCUAUGCUGAAUUGGUGCCAUUAACUCAUGCUUAAUUUGCACUAAUUUCAAUAAUGAGUGUUCAGUAGCUCAAAUUAUUGAGCACUAAGGAUGUGAGCCAAAGCCUAUUCAGUAAAAAGUUUUUGCAUUGAAAGAAAGGCACAUAGGAUGAGAAGUUGCCAUAGAGGUGGGGAGGUGAGAAACAGGUCUGGAAAAAUUGCUUUGAACUACCUAUCUUGGGGGUCUCCUGAAAUGUAUUUUCCAAAACAGACACCUUUUCCUAGAUAUUUUUGUGUUUGUGGUGACCAUUUGUCUGUUUUAGUAGUGAGUACAGCUCAGUGUGCUAUUUUUUUCAGUAAGGUUUUGUCUGUGAUUGUACCUUACUAAGCUUCAGUGCAUAUCUUCCACAUCUGUUUCGUGUAGUGGCAGAAUCCAUAGCAUGAAUUCUAAGUAAUGUGUUUUUUAUACGUGUGUUGAUGUGCUUCAAAGGCUUUAACCUUAUCCAGCUUUCUGACAUUCAGAGACAUAGGACUGUGUAAGAUUUUGAAGGAGAAUCACCUCCAACAGGGUUUUUAUAAUUAUCUGUUGCUUAUUUGAUAUGAUAGUAAAAUAUUUGUUUGCACCUGGUAUAGGAAAUGUGUUUUGUAAUUUGUGAGCGCCUUUGCUGUUUUAGUUGAAAAGCCCAACAGAAGGAGUCUGGGUUUAAAUGUAUAUAUCUGCAUAAAGUAAGAUAAAUUCAGUUUAACUGUAUCAGUCAUCAUCUCAGUUUACUUUGUUUCCACAAACCUGAGAAUUCAUGCAAAUAAGUCUAAUUUACAUUUCUAAAAUCAUUGUUAAUUUAAUUCUUUUAACUAUUCUUUCAAUUCAUUGUAAUUCUCCUCAGCUUAGUUAUACACUAAAUGCAAUCUUUUGUUUUUGAAAUACCCUUUAAAACUGUAAUUUGUAGUGAUUAUAAUUGAUACAGUAAAGUUAAAAUAGAAGUCUACAGCUAAACUACAGUUUACUAGAAUACAAAACCAGAAAUUAGAAAGGACUGCUUUGCUUCUAUUUCUGAAAAACCUCGAUGUCCACAUGUCCCAGUGAGUAUAUCACAGGGGAGAUUGACUUGUGGGGAGAGGUGGAAGAUUCUCCAGGCUAUAGAAAAGGCCUCUGUGCUGGUCCACAUUAUAGACUUGUUACAAAAGUUGUUUAGUCUAGGAAGGAAGGUAUGGUUCUGUCCUUCCCUUUUCAGUGAUCCCUUGCUACUGCUUCAUUUGUGCCAGCUAUAGCAGUUUUGAGGCCAUGUGGCCAGCUGAAUCAAACCCUGAAAAUUUAUCAUUUAUUAUUAUGUUUUGUAAGCUAAGGUUUCAGCCAAAUGGGUCGGCUAAUCUGAUUGGCCAUGCAGCAGUAUGACCAUUGGUUCUGGUCCAAGAUAUGUGAUGGGAGCUUGCAGCUGGAGCCAGAAGGCUGGCUUCUGAUGAACAUACUUCAUUCAGCUGAGAAUCUGCACCUAAAGCUAGUAUGAGGGAGGGGGAAAGAUGGGGGAAGAAAAAUCACCUGGGGAACUGAUCCCAGCAUAUGAUUACACUGAUUUGAAUGACUUUUACUUAGUCACUGGGUUUCUCAAUGGCAUUUGUGAUAAUUCUUUUGAUUUCCCUGCAACAUAAUUGAAUUAGUCUUAGAAAGAAAAAGAAAAAAAGAAAUAAAAUACCAGGCAUUUCCUAUUAAUUACAGACUGAAUGAGCAACAGGCCAUUAUCUUGAAAGGUCAUUAUUCUGGUGAAAUUUCCUUCUUCAAGGAGGAAAAUCCUUACUGCUACCAAGGGUUUAAAUCAAAAUUAAAUCAGAAAAAGUUCUCUUUUUUUUUACUUUAAUUAUUAAUGAUAAAACUUUAAAAAAUUAUCUAAGCGUAUAAACGAGUAAAAUAGACACUGAGAAAGAGCUAGUACCCAGGUCUCUGCAUGUCUGUAGCACCCCAUGAGUGCUACAACAUUUGGGAAUGGAAUCUGGCCCAUUCUGCAUUCUUUCACUGACUCCCUCCCGUCUUCACCCAGAUGUGUCUUGUGUGGGUUGUGCCCAGUUCAGAAAACCUAAUGCUAAUGACUAGGGCAAUCAUUAAGGGAGUGGGGAAGGUGGAUAUGACCAUUUCGGGCAUGAACUUGGGUGUCCGACAUCCUCCAAGGAUGUUGGUAACAGUUGCUGGUUAAAAGGAAGGGUGUUUUCUGCCUGCUGGAUUGAUUUGAAACAGUGUCCCUGCUUUCCUUCAGAAGACUGAGCUGAGACUUCUACAUGAAGGGAAAAUCAUCCCUCUCUUGAAUGCUUAUCUAUGUGUAGAUGCAGGUUCAUGGACUUGGCUGUCCUCCUGUGAGGCACCUAAGUAUUCCCCAUAUGAGAUAGUGGGAGAGUUUUGAUUGCACUCUUGGGCAAGGUGCCUGAGCAAAACCCAGUGCUCAGUGUUGUGGAUUCAAAGUCCUGAUUCAGAUCUGAUAUGAUGUUAGUGAAAAGUUAGUAGUAUGUUGAAAGGCAGUGAGUACUGAACUUUCCAGGGGAUUUACUAGUAAAUCUCAGAGAGAAAACCAGAGCACUACAAAGGCUUUAGAGGAAAUUUCAGAUAGCUAGUUGAGGCAGAAGAUGAGCUAAAACUGAUAGACUGAAGGAUGCAGGCCUCAAGUCUUGGUGCCAGGCAGAAAGUCAGCAGUAUCUUGUUUCUAAAAAACCUAAACUUAUAUGGCAUUUUAAGAAAAAAAAAUCCAUAAAAUUCCCCAAACAAUCUCAUUCCCCUUCACAGUGACAAAUAUUGCUUCACCCAGCGAAUCUCUGCUAUGGUAGACCAAGAUAACUUGUGUUUUGUAAUAGCCCCACAAGGGAUGUAAGACAGGAGACCUAUAGACUGUUCCAGAUUGUUUUUUCUCUCCCUCCCUUUUCUUAGUCAAGAGUUUCAGAACUAUAAAAGGUGUGUGGCAUGUGAAAAUGAGCACAAUUUUCCUACCUGACAACAGGGCUCAGAUCCCACUAACUGAUAGGAUUGAUAGAGACAGAAGUCUGCUUUCAGUAAUAAGGCUUCUCCUUUGUAAUUCCUUUUCCAGCUCCUAGUAGUUGCUUUUCUAUUCAUUUCUGCAUGCCUACCUGAAACUGUGAGAUAAUUCAGGUUGGAGGUAAUUCGCCUGUAUUUCUGGCUUCUCAGAAUGAUCUUUGUCAUCAUGCUUUGAGCAUUACUGAAUUCAAACCUCUUCUAGUUUGCCUGGCCAGGCCUUGCAUGUGCGCCAUGUCUUGCCACCAAACUUUGAAAAAGUGAUUUUUAGUUGAUCGAGUGGAGGAGGCAGACUGGCUCCAUUAGGUAGCAUUAAGAUUGCUUUGUGAUUUGGACUUGAGAAGGUUAAGGGCUGUUAAAGCAGUGAUCAAUCCUGCUGCCACUUUAGAGAGCGUAUCACUGUCAAUUCACUAUUUAAAAACAAAAAUCAAAAACAGCUGCUGUGAGUGUAUUAGAUGUGGGAAGUGAAGAUUGAGUUGUCAUUUCACUGAGGAAAUAUAUUUCCCCUUGAGCAGGUUUUUCUCCUUAGGAAGAAGGUAGUCUUUCAUUUGUGAAACCUACAGAAAGCAGGUCACAGUCGUUUUAACCAGGUAAGGUCGUGUUUGUCCCUCUGCCCUGCUGACUGUAUAGGAGCAGCAGUAAUGAAGGGACUGGUGCCAUGGGUCAGAUUUUCCAAGUUAGGUAAAUGCAGAUGUUUGCAUAUUCAUAAGUCCAGUGUAAAAACACAAUCUCUGUUCACACAUUAGUCACUGGCAAAAUCAUAAUGGUUUGCACGUGUGUUUGUCUUCACAGCAUCAUCUGUUUUGCCACACUGCCCACCAUGAAUGCUUAGAAUUUUUGUGUGAACGUGAAGGCUGUGUUAUGAUACCUGUAAUUAUGGAUUAAAUUAUUAUAAAAUGUAAAUAUUUCCUUAAAUGAAACUAAGACAUUAGAAUCUGGCAUAGGUAGAUUGUGAUUCCUACUUUGAAAAAAUUCUAGUAUCUACUUAUCCUAUAAUUGCUGUUUCCAAAUAAAUAAUAAUGCUAUAGUCUGUAUUCCUCAUUCCUGAAGUUUUAUAAACAAUUACAGGUUAUGGUCUAAUGACUACAUUUACACAAAAUUCCUUCAAAGAUAGUACUUGUUAAUUUAUUAUAUUUUAGGUCUCAAUAUUUAUUGUAUUGAGGUUUCAUUAUUCUAGCUGCUUCAAAUGCACAUGUACGCUUAAUGAAAGUUUGUCUCAGCAUCUAUGUUUCACAUAUUGUUUCACUGAUACACUUACUGUAUUUGUCCCUUACCAAUGCAUCCUUUUUUCUUUUCAUUCUGUUUUUAAAAAUGCUGUAUUUGCUAACUACUUAAGCAAACAUUCUUAUAGUGCCUUUAAUUUGAUAGUGUUUUGGCACCAGUGGAUAAUGUUGCAACAUUGAGCAUCAUUCUUCCUUUUAACAGAUUACAUGAAAGCCCUUUUGGAUAACUAAUUAGUAAUAAAAAAAAUACAGGAUAUUCAGUAGAUUGUGUAAUUUUCAGAGUUGCUUCUAAGAAGUGUUCAUAUGUAGUUCGAAGAAAAUGGUAAGAUGUUACAUUACUAUGUGUGUUGCAACAAAUUUAACAUUUUUAAAUAAUAAUAAAAAAACAAACCCUCUGCACUGUACAGAGAAAAUAAAAUUCAGUAAUUUUAUUUUUAUCACCAUCAGUUCAGUGGGCUCACAAAAAGGUUUCCUCAUCCUUUAUGGAUGGAUACUUUUAUUGUCUAAACAUAUUAGACAAUAGAAUAAUACAGGGUUAGAUGUAAACAUAGCAGCUUUGGACAGUGGAAAUUUUGGGAACAGAUGUGAAUUCUGUUUUGACCUAUAGUACCUGCUAGGGAGAUCUCUUCUGUAUCACUGGAGUGGUACUUUUUAUACCUGCUGAAAAUUUACCUUGUUAUACAAGAUAUAUGUUGAUUUGUCAUUUUUUAACAUAUAAAAUACACAAGCAAUGCAAAUUUAUUUUUCCUUUAUUAGUUUUCCUCCCAGAAGCCUCCUUAGUUAGGCUAAUCUUGUUAUAAGUGUGCUGAUAUUUACAGUUCUACUCAGUUAUUUGGUACUUUUCCAAUAGCCUUGGUAUGCACUCAUCCAUUAUUACAUUCGAUUACAUGGAAAUGUCAAGGUAUCCUAGCAAGCUUUUAAUAUGAUUAAGCCAUGACUUCUUCAGCCUCUCAAAAAAUCAUAAUCUCUUGUAUACAAUGCCAAAACUACAGCAUUUGCAGGUAUCAAAUUGAAUAUGAUUUGAUUCUCCAUUUUGAUAGAGUAUGUCUGCCAGGUUAGAGUGAAACACUGAUAUCAUUCCAUUUUAAUAUUUGACAGCAUUAAUAAUGAACAUGGCUGAGCUAGAAGACUUCAGAGCUGGUAAACUGGUGAUGCUCUAAGCUAAACCCCAGACACCUGAAACUUUGGGAGUGUGGUAGAAGGGAAAUUGGUGAUAGCAAGGACAUGCAUAUAGAUUUCCAUAUGUAGACCAGACAGCAAGAUCUUAAAAUUGUUACAUAUACGUCAAUCUGAUUGUCAUUUUAAUAUGCUUUAGAAUGUUCUUUCUUACUUCACUGUGUGCUAGAAUAUUUUUUCCAGAAAAUCUAAGUUCUCUAUGUGACAAGAAAGGUCUAGGAAAACAGGACUAACAUUUGCACUGUUAGAAUGCAGAAGUGGUUCAGAAGCUUUGAAAUAGUUAUGGCUUCAUUGAUGGGUUUUGUGGAUACGUUUUCAAUUUCGUUUCCUUUUUAUUAAAGAAAAAAGAGAGAACACAAAUGGUCUGGUUGAAGAUAAGCAUUGAUAUUACUGAAGGUAAACAUGAAAAUUUGCUCUUUCGUGAAAAGUUAAUAUAUAAAUAGGAGUGAAUUUCCUCAGUGCUGAGGAAAUUGCUGUGAUUGCUUUCACAGAGUGGAUACAUUCUUUAUUGUCACAACUCUAUUGCUACCAUGGUAAAAGAUUGACUCAGAGGUUUAAAUUUUUAAGCAUACCAUUAUUUUUGGGGUGCUUCAUUUGUUAGUGUUCAGUUUAAGACAUCUGAGAAAGACCUGUUUUUCAGAAGGUGAGUGUUUAACCCUUUCUGAAAAGCAUCCCUUAAGCUUUCUGCAUUUAAAGUACACCAAAACCAAACAAACUAACUAGGUGUCACUGAUAACGCUUUAAAUAAGUAGAAAGUUUAGACUACUGUAGAAUAUUGUGGGAAGUUCAAAUAAGGUUCAAGACUAGACUUUUCUAGCGUUCUUUCUCUUUCUUGCCUUUUUUUUUUCUUUUUUUCUUUUUUUUUUUUAGAUCUGGGGAGAGAUAAAGGCAAAUGGAGGGAUUUCACCCUGUGUUUUCUGACAACAGUAUACCUCAUGUAGAGUAGUACAGCAUGUCCUAAAAGCUGAUUUUAGUCGAAUGCUCCGUUGAGACUUAUGACGAAAAUAAUAUUAACAAGCUCAGAAUGGAGGUGCUUGUGGCUCUCAUUAUGGGAGGGUGCUUUGCCGCUCAAGGCUUUGAAAACAGAAUUGCCAAAGUUUGUAGGAGAAAGCUGGGUUAUAAGGACUCCUACUUCUAGAAGAACAAUAAUCUCAGAAAUCUCUUGCCAAGAGCAGACUGAUAAUAUUUUGAAGAGUAGAUUUUACAGCUCAUGACUGUACUGUGAAUGUUAAUGUCUAUUGAAUUUUCAUAUAAAUGUUGCACUGGUCCUUGUGAAUCAAAUGGAAAUGUGCUUGCACCCUGGUGCCUGGUUUGUACCGAUGUCUGAGAUGUAGCCUGUAAUCUCCUAAAUGUAAAAACUUUGAAAGCCAUAGUAUAAAAAAAAAAAAAAAUUGAAUAACAUGUCUUCUGUGCAAACUGAACAGAUUAGUUGUUUGUGCUCUGAUGUCUCUUAAACUGAUAAGAAUCAAGCACUGAACUUUGUAAAGCAGUUGUAAUGCAUUCUGUUUUUACUGUAUGUGCUGUGAAGUUCAUUGGUUACACUGUGAAAAAUUAAAUAGUGCCUGGCUGUAUA